Molecule: messenger RNA, 306 nt
Organism: Arctia plantaginis
Lineage: Eukaryota; Metazoa; Arthropoda; Insecta; Lepidoptera; Erebidae
Source: the annotation of a GenBank genome assembly
AUGAGGGCUGACGACCGGUGCGCGGGCCGGACUCCCUCGCACUGCGCCGCGGCGCGCGCCGUGCCAACCUUGAACUUGACGCGGGGAUUGAGGAGGCGCGCGGGAAGGGGCGCCGUCAAUAAACUCAGCGCCCCUGUGCCCGCGCGCUACCUCCCGCCACUCGCCCUGAUAGCACCGCUCCGGUGCUUGCGCCACCUACCGUUCGAGCCUUGCCGAUUUGACGUGACAUGGAAAUAUUACGGUCGCUUUCCAAAUUUAUACGUGCGUAAUAAAAGUUCGAAAACAAACGAUAAGUUUUACAUGUGA